UGCAUACACGGCAUGUGUUUUUCUGUGUCUUGCCACAUGCCCUAAAUCUGAGGUGAAUAAUGAAGAGGCUAUGUCUGUGUACUGGUCCGGUGUACAUGGAGUUCGAAGGUCAAUGGCGAGUAAACCGUUAGCCCCGACGACGCGCAGCCCGGACAGUGAGACUCGAAUAUAGGAUCCUACACACACCUUUAUCGCCAAACCGGCAAUUCAGAGGAUUCACCACCACGUUCCUCUCGCUCGGAAGCAGUUCAGCACUCUCGACUACAGGUCUGAAUCUCUUUGCAGGCGAUAAUGGACGAGGAAGAAAGCUCUGAUGGAAUUUCUUUCUCCCAGAGACCAAGAACUUGUUUCAGCAAGCCAGAUCCCCAUUGGGGUUGGGUGGUUGUUUACUCCUCUUUCGUAGCGAAUUUCAUCUUCGCUGGAUUCGCCAAUUCGUGCGGGAUAUAUUACAUAGAAUGGCUGGACCAUUUUGAUGGGAACUCCAGGAGUGAAAUAUCAUGGAUCGGAUCUUUACUUCUUGGAAUGACAUGUAUGACAAGUCCUGUAGGUGCGAUCCUAUCGGAACGUUAUGGAGACAGGCCAAUAGUGAUGGUAGGAUCCGCCCUGGCAGCCCUGAGCCUCAUGGCGUCUGCUUAUGUAACCAAUGUCUACCUUUUGAUGGUCACGUAUGGUGUGAUCACUGGUUUUGGUUUCUCAAUGAUCUGCAUGAUAAUGGCGACAGUUCCUAUGUAUUUCUUUGACGAAAAACACGUCGGACUAGCCAUAGGUCUCGCUUUGAGUGGAAAUGGCUGCGGCUCCUUCGUCAUGCCCUUGAUAAUUGAGAUGCUGAUCGAGGCGUACGGGUGGAGGGGAUCCCUUCUCAUCUGCAGUGGAAUAGUGUUGAACUGCUGCGUGUGCGGCGCUUUACUGCGAAAGCCAGAGCGAGGCAUUGUUUGUAAAGACAAUGCAAAACCCAAGAAACCCCUCGUGGAUGUGACUGUGCUAAAAAGUGUCUCCGUCGUUUUGUUUCUACUUUCUCAACUGAUCUUUUCUUUUGGUUUGUCAACUGUUUAUGUACACGCUGCCGCAUUAGUGGAAAAAAUGACAGGGGUAACGAGGACGAAAUCGGCCGGCAUUAUUAGUACAGUGGGUGUUAUGAACUUCGUAGGAAGAAUCACACAUGGUGCGAUAGCAGGGUUCAAGUCGGUUAACAUUUUUACUCAAUAUGGGGUUUGCUGUCUCAUAAACGCGGCAUCUCUAUUUCUUCUUCCGAAUAUACCCUUCUAUCCCGUUUCAGUAGUCAUCACUGCCGCAUUUGGCUUCUGUAUCGCCCCGUAUGGCAGUCUCAUGCAAUUGAUUGUUCAAAAGAUGGCCGGAAUGGACAAUCUCAAAAUAGUCUAUGGACUUUUUGUCUUCAUGAGCGGUGUUGGCUGGAUGGCUGGCGCGCCCAUUGCUGGCCUCUUAUAUGACGCCACUGGAGACUACGGUACAUCGAUGUAUUUCGGAGGGUCGGCUAUGAUUGGGUGUGUCGCUUUCUUUUUAAAGACCUGGAUAGAUGGCACGUGUAGGAAAGCUGGCACCACGCAUGCCCAUCAUAUCGACAUUUCGGUAGGAGACGAAGUUUCAAAUUCAUAGAUAAAUGAAAAGAACGUGUGUCUGGCGCGAUACAACUAUUUGAGUUUUAUUUACAUUUUUUAUAUUUUACCACGCGAGGUAUAUAUAGCCUACAUGCAGGUCAAAUUAUAGAAAACUAGUACGGCGAUCAG
Molecule: messenger RNA, 1745 nt
Organism: Lineus longissimus
Lineage: Eukaryota; Metazoa; Nemertea; Pilidiophora; Heteronemertea; Lineidae
Product: monocarboxylate transporter 9-like
Exons: 3
Coding region: 292-1614 (440 amino acids)
Biological process (GO): transmembrane transport
Cellular component (GO): membrane
Molecular function (GO): monocarboxylic acid transmembrane transporter activity
Source: RefSeq, a predicted model, not a curated record